Arabidopsis arenosa is the source of this 1765-nucleotide messenger RNA. Lineage: Eukaryota; Viridiplantae; Streptophyta; Magnoliopsida; Brassicales; Brassicaceae. The record is from the annotation of a GenBank genome assembly.
UUGGCGCAAUCCGGAGAUUCUCUCCGCCGUCGUCAUGUCGCCGUCCGGCGAAUCGACGAACGGUUCUCGUUGCUCAUCAUGCAUCUCCGGUGACAUAUAUGGCGACGAUUUCCGUAAAUCGGAUGAGUUUACAUGCAUACAAUGCAAAAAUUCCGAUUCGAAAUCGAAAUCGAAAUCGGUUAAUGAUUCAGAGAAGCUUCGAAGAAUCAUCGUCGCUUCCGUCAAAGGAUUCACUAUAGGUACUGGUUUAAAAGGUGGAUUAGCUAUUUUCUCAAUCGUCGCUCGUUUCGCUCGUCGUCGUAGAUCUACACUUCAAUCGAGGAAAACCGGAGAGUUUUCGAAUAGUGAAGCUAUUGCUAUGGGGAUUAAGGAGACAUUAAGAUAUGGAUUGUUCUUAGGAACUUUUGCUGGGACUUUUGUUUCAGUAGAUGAAGCUAUUGCUGCUUUUGCAGGAGACAAGAGGCAUGUUUGGAGGGCCCUGUUUGCUGGAUUGGUGGCUGGACCAUCUAUGCUUCUCACAGGGCCAAAUACGCAACAUACGAGUUUGGCUGUUUAUAUAUUGAUGCGUGCUGCGGUUCUUGCAUCGCGGUGCGGUAUUAAAAGUAAACGGUUUGGUACCAUAUGCAAGCCGCUUACUUGGAAACAUGGAGAUUUAUUCCUCAUGUGUCUCUCAUCUUCACAGAUUUUGUCUGCUUACAUUUUGAAACAAGAAAGUCUUCCUUCAUCGUACAAGUCUUUCCUUAACAAACAAGGUGGGAAGGAUCUUUCUAUCUUACAAGGCGUGAAAGAUAUCGCUAGCGCCCAACCGUUCACUAAUUUAAGAGCGAUUGAGAAAUAUUACAAGUCUGUUGGAGUUGAUAUCAAACUAGAUCCUAACAUGAAAGUCCCCUGUUCGAUAAUACAUGGAAAUGAGUCAUGUGUUAAGCACGGUAUUACAUUUUUCCUUCAAGCUUACAAGAGGGCGUUACCUGUCUAUGUCCCUGUCUAUUUGAUUCCAGCGCUAAUCGUUCAUCGUCAAGACCUGCUAAAAAAGCAAUACUCUAUACUUGGCAAGGGUCUUCUGGGCACAGCGAGAUCAAGUUUGUUUCUCGCUACUUACUGCUCUUCUGCCUGGGCUUGGACUUGUCUACUAUUCCGGACUUUUGAGACAUGCAACAUACCACUUGUGGCCAUAGCAACGUUCCCAACAGGUCUGGCUUUAGCUAUUGAGAAGAAAAGCAGAAGGAUAGAGAUAUCACUCUACUGCUUAGCGAGGGCAAUAGAGAGCUUCUUCACUUGUAUGACAGAUGCAGGAUACAUUCGACCGCCCAAGAGUCUAAGAAGAGCAGAUGUGGUUGUGUUUAGUAUUUCAACAGCCAUUAUAAUGCAUUGUUACGCACAGGAAAGAGAGGUAUUUCGAUCAAAAUACUUAAACGUGCUAGAUUGGGUUUUCGGUGUUCCUCCUCCUCCUCCUCCUCCUCCUCCUCCUUGCGAAACAAACUAGAGACAUUCACUCUCUAAUUUAUCGACUUCAGAGGGUAAAACAUACGUUAUCAGGAAGUUUGAGAAGUCUUGGAAGCUGUCAACUUUUAACCUAAAGAUCUUUGAUGUGCGAUAGAAUUUGGUGAUAGAAUGUUCAUUUAGAGUCUCUAGGAGUUUUGUUUUGGGUCAAUUUUGUAGACAACAAUCCAUUUGACAAUUUUGGUCCAUCUUAUGUGGACACACCAAUAUGUAAUCUGGACGUCUUACAUGUUCUACACAGUUAAAAUAAAAGAAAAAAUGUCUU